Astyanax mexicanus (Mexican tetra) is the source of this 1363-nucleotide messenger RNA. Its product is annotated as golgin subfamily A member 6-like protein 4. The record is from RefSeq and is a predicted model, not a curated record. The coding region runs from base 195 to 869 and encodes 224 amino acids. Lineage: Eukaryota; Metazoa; Chordata; Actinopteri; Characiformes; Acestrorhamphidae. The transcript has 5 exons.
AGCAAGAAGGUGUGGAGCUACUUUGAGCUGAAUAACGGUGGAAAAAGCGAUUUAUCAGGGCAUUUUCUGCACCAUGUCACCCAGUCUGAAGGGUGUUUGGACAAACUGUUAAAAUUUCUGGAUCUCGAAAUGCUGUGGGAGGAUGGAGGUGUGCUAUUCAUCAAAGGUAAGGUAAUGAUGAUGAUGUGAUAUUGAUGGUAUUGAUGGCAGAGGGCAGAGCCAGUGUGGAGAGGAACCAGGAGAGAGUGGAGCGCAUCAGGAACCUGAAGGAGGAACUGCACAGAGAAGAAAAAACACAAAAGGAGGCACUCAAAGAAUCUGAUCAAUCUGGGCACAGCCCUACUUCACUCGAGGAAUGGUCUCAGGUGGAGUACUGCAAGCUGCUGGAGCAGAGAAAGAAGCUGAAAGAAGAUCAUGAGAGAGUGAUGCAGGAGGAGCUGCUGAAGAUGGAGAAGGAGCUACAGGAGGAGCAGUCAGAGGGAGCUGAGGGGGAGGUGAUGUACCUGAACAGGGAGAGGCAGAUUCUGGUUCUGCAGAUUGAGGCUCUGCGCAGGGAGAACCAGCAGGCUGAGGAAGGUCUGGAGGCCCAGUACAGAUUACACCAGCAGGAGGUGCACUCUCUCAGAGAGGAGAGUCUACAGGUGUUUAGGACAUUCCGGCAGGUGCUGGAGGAGCAGAAACGGCUCUCGGAGGGCCGGUACAGGACCCUGCUGCUGGAGGCCAUUCAGGACGCUGUACACCUGUCCACUCUAAACCAGCAGCUACAGACUGAAAACAAGCAGCUCCGCAAAGCCUUGGGAGUUGAAGGCAAUGCCAGACCACACCAAGCUGAAGGAGUGAGGAGCCCACAGAAGAUGCAGAAGAUGUGAAGUGAUACAAAGCCUCAUAUUCCAUCAGAUCAGGGGUCACUAAUCCUGCUCCUGAAGCUCCACCUCCCUUCAUACUGAAAUUCCACAUGAAAUUGCACUGAUCAGUCCAUUUAUCCCAAAUACCAUAUUGCCUGAAUUGGAAUAGAAAGCUGAAUGAGGAAUGAGUUUUAUUUUGAGUUGAAGGUAAAACUAUAGACAGGUAGAUCUCUAGAGGUCAAUUUCCACUAUAGUAGAGUCGAGAUUAGUCUGUAAUUACAUACACAGACAUGGCACAUAUUAUGGGUCAGAAACUAGUAUUGUGUCCCAUGACUUUUGCCAUGUCCAAUGGAAUCUAAAGAACACUCCAAUGUCCUGCAGGAUAGUAUGUGAGUGGAAUCUCCUGCACUGACUGUGAAUGUGAUUUCUCCUAACAAAAUAACACCUCACAACUUCCUCUGAGGCAAUGCUUCACGAUUAGGUUACAGACUGCUAUCCCAUGGCAUCAGUGUACACAC